Arvicanthis niloticus (Nile rat) is the source of this 2759-nucleotide messenger RNA. It is a transcript of the gene Ngly1, whose product is annotated as N-glycanase 1. The record is from RefSeq and is a predicted model, not a curated record. Gene Ontology annotation, molecular function: peptide-N4-(N-acetyl-beta-glucosaminyl)asparagine amidase activity. Lineage: Eukaryota; Metazoa; Chordata; Mammalia; Rodentia; Muridae. Gene Ontology annotation, biological process: protein deglycosylation; glycoprotein catabolic process. Gene Ontology annotation, cellular component: cytosol; nucleus; cytoplasm.
UGGCCGCAGGCCUCCGCGGCGGCCGAGGCGCUCCUCAGCGCCUGCUCAGUGCGCGCCGCCGUGCGCGAGGUGGCGAAGGCCGCGGCGCAGCCAUGGCGUCGGCCACACUGGGCAGCUCGUCGAGCUCUGCGUCCCCGGCCGUGGCCGAGCUGUGCCAGAACACCCCGGAGACCUUUCUGGAGGCCUCCAAGCUGCUGCUCACCUACGCCGACAACAUCCUGAGAAACCCCAGUGAUGAGAAAUACAGAUCCAUCCGUAUUGGAAACACAACCUUUUCUACUAGACUCUUGCCUGUCAGAGGAGCUGUUGAGUGUUUAUUUGAAAUGGGCUUUGAAGAGGGAGAAACACAUCUUAUCUUUCCUAAAAAAGCUUCAGUGGAACAGUUACAGAAAAUCCGUGACAUGAUUGCAAUAGAGAGAAGCAGCAGAUUGGAUGGAUCAAGUAAGAAGGUGGAAUUCUCUCAGCACCCUGCUGGUGUCAAGCUUCCUGUGGAGCAGUCUGAAGAUUCUGAUGGGUUAAUACAGCACUCAGGAAACCAAACAGGGCAGCUGUCAAGCCUACCCUCUGCUCCGAUGGUUGUUGGUGACUCAACCAUCUUAAAAGUUCUUCAGUCCAACAUUCAGCACGUGCAGCUCUAUGAAAAUCCUGUCCUCCAGGAAAAAGCAUUGACUUGUAUCCCAGUCAAUGAACUAAAAAGAAAAUCUCAAGAAAAGUUAAUCAGAGCUAGAAAGUUAGAUAAAGGUACUAAUGUAAGUGACGAGGACUUCCUUCUACUGGAGCUCCUACACUGGUUUAAAGAGGAGUUUUUUCAUUGGGUGAAUAACAUUGUGUGCAGGAAAUGUGGUGGAGAGACUAGAUCUAGAGAUGAGGCAUUGCUGCCCAAUGAUGAUGAGCUGAGAUGGGGUGCGAAGAACGUGGAGGAUCAUUAUUGUGAUGCCUGCCAGCUGAGCAACCGCUUCCCAAGAUAUAACAACCCAGAGAAACUUUUGGAAACAAGAUGUGGACGCUGUGGUGAAUGGGCCAAUUGUUUUACACUAUGCUGCCGUGCAUUAGGGUUUGAAGCUCGAUAUGUGUGGGAUUACACAGACCAUGUUUGGACAGAAGUCUACUCUCCAUCUCAGCAGCGGUGGCUACACUGCGAUGCAUGUGAGGAUGUGUGCGACAGACCUCUGCUUUAUGAAAUAGGAUGGGGCAAGAAGCUUUCCUAUAUAAUCGCAUUCUCUAAAGAUGAGGUAGUUGAUGUCACCUGGCGAUACUCUUGUAAACACGAUGAGGUGAUGUCCAGGAGGACCAAGGUUAAAGAAGAGUUACUUCGAGAAACUAUUAAUGCACUUAAUAAGCAGAGACAGCUAUCAUUAUCAGAAAGCAGAAGAAAAGAACUUCUCCAGAGGAUAAUUGUGGAGCUUGUUGAAUUUAUAUCUCCCAAAACCCCUCGACCUGGAGAACUUGGUGGAAGGGUAUCUGGGUCAUUGGCUUGGAGAGUGGCCCGAGGUGAGACGUGUCUAGAGAGAAAGGAGAUUCUAUUCAUCCCUUCUGAAAACGAAAAGAUUUCUAAGCAGUUUCACCUCCGUUAUGAUAUUGUGAGAGACCGUUACAUCCGUGUCUCAGACAACAACACAAACAUUUCUGGAUGGGAGAAUGGUGUGUGGAAAAUGGAAUCCAUAUUCAGAAAAGUUGAGAAAGACUGGAACAUGGUUUAUUUGGCCCGAAAAGAAGGAUCAUCCUUUGCUUAUAUUUCCUGGAAGUUUGAGUGUGGGUCAGCUGGUCUAAAAAUAGAUAAUGUUUCUGUCCGAACAAGUAGCCAAAGCUUUGAGUCUGGAUCAGUGAGGUGGAAACUGCGAUCUGAGAAGGCUCAAGUCAACCUGCUGGGAGAUAAAAAUCUACGUUCCUAUAAUGAUUUUUCUGGUGCCACAGAAGUUACAUUAGAAGCAGAGUUAAGCAGAGGAGAUGGAGAAGUUGCUUGGCAACAUACCCAGCUGUUUAGACAAAGCUUAAAUGACAGUGGAGAAAAUGGCUUGGAGAUAAUUAUAACGUUCGAUGACCUCUGAAAGCCUGAACUUCAGGGAAAUGCUAGCCACAACCAAGGACCUGCCCUGACCUCCAGUAGUGUAUUAGUGUAUCUAGUUGGCAGUUCAUCACCCUGUCCAACAGGUUUCUCUUGCUGGCUAUACAUCAUGUAAUCCUCAUUAAAUAUAUCUUCAUAGUGUGGACCAUAAGAAAUCUUCAAUUUAAUACUCACUUCUGCCUGUGACUAGAAUUUGGCAUAAGAUAUUUGGCAUAAACUAACCAUAAAAAAUUCUAAUCUAAACACUGUUAGUAGAGUUGUAAAUGAAAAUGAUGGUAUUCGUGAUUAAAUGCUGUUCAUGACUGUGAUACAAUCUGGGGCUACUAGUUACUUAACAUUAUCUGAUUAGAUUUUCUUAACAUUCUUCAUUUUAAAUAAAUGUCAAAGUCAAGUAUUGCUUAUGUUAUACGAUGCAUGAAGGUUUUUAUCAUUGUAAAUAUAUGAACAGUUAAAAAUAAAAUGGAUUAUUUUGUUUUAUACCUUUUCAGUGCUUACCUUGCCUAAAAACAGGCUUUCCUGGGUAUGACGAACAUUGAAAACUGCCUCAGUAUACACCAGUUCUGCAAUCAUUUAUUACUAACAGCUUAUUUAAAGAUACAUUACAAGUUGCAUAAUGCAUGGGAACUUGGAUAUUCUUUCUUUACCUUUUAAUUAAUAAGUUACCUCACUGAAUAAAAUAUUCUUGGUUUUGAAA